Molecule: messenger RNA, 2063 nt
Organism: Prosopis cineraria
Lineage: Eukaryota; Viridiplantae; Streptophyta; Magnoliopsida; Fabales; Fabaceae
Product: growth-regulating factor 6-like
Exons: 4
Coding region: 347-1891 (514 amino acids)
Biological process (GO): DNA-templated transcription; developmental process; regulation of DNA-templated transcription
Cellular component (GO): nucleus
Molecular function (GO): ATP binding
Source: RefSeq, a predicted model, not a curated record
CAGCCCGGUUUCCAGUUUCAGCUGAGCUUUAAGGGGCUAGAAAAAUCUGGUAUUCACACAAAGAUGCGCCUGUCUUCUCCAACGGGACAAAUGCUCCACAAUCGCUUCCUCUCGAGCUUGAGCUUCAUGCUCGCCUAGCUGCUGCCACGCAGAUCUUUAAAUGGCUCGGUGGCUACCCUUCUUCGCACACUUCCGGCUUUACUUAUCCAGCUUUGAAUCCUGAGUCACAAGCAGAAGCACGAUCGUACGGAUCUGAGAUCCAAAUCCUCAGAGAUCUGCCGCAACUGAAGAUAAUCGACGAGUUCUAAUUCUCCCGAAUGCUUACCUUCUCACAGGAUCCUUUCCGAUGCUGCUUCACCAGAGAAACUCUUUGCUGAGAUCUAAUACCUCACCUCUUUCCGAUUCUCAAAUGCUCACUUUCUCUUCUCCCAAAUCCGAGUCUCAGUUAACGGACAAGGCCUCCCCGAAUGCCGCAUUGCCCUUUUCUUAUCACCAACUAGCUGGUUACACCAGGAAUACAGGUUACGGUUCUGGAGGCAUGCACGGGGUUUUAACAACCAGAGGGCCAUUUACUCCGUCCCAGUGGAUGGAGCUGGAACACCAGGCCUUGAUCUACAAGUAUAUAACUGCAAAUAUGGCCGUACCUUCUGAUCUCCUCAUCCCUAUCAGAAAAGCUCUCGAUUCUGCUGGCUUCAGUAACUUUUCCAACGGAUUUCUGAGAUCCAAUACACUGGGAUGGGGAGGUUUCCAUCUGGGAUUCUCGAGCAACACUGAUCCUGAACCGGGAAGGUGUAGGAGAACAGAUGGGAAGAAAUGGCGGUGCUCCAGAGAUGCCGUUGUGGACCAGAAGUAUUGUGAGCGCCACAUGAACAGAGGCCGCCAUCGUUCAAGAAAGCCUGUGGAAGGCCAAUCAGGCCAUGCCGUCUCUGGCGCCACCACUACCAAUAAUUCCUCAAAGCUCAUCCCUAAUGCUUCAUCCUCUGCCUCAGUGGUGGUGCCAGGCAACUCCGCGUCCAAUACCCUUUCCUUUGCCCAUCAUCAAUCCAAGAAUUUGCAGACUCUUUCAUCUCAUACUUCUGCUCCAACCAACAUCGACAGAAUGUUUAUGAACGGCAAGGAGAAUUCUAGUGAAAGAGCGCAGGACGGUUCUGCUCUUCCAAUGCUGCCUCCCACCCUUGAUUUGAAGCCCAAGGAAAACCCUUUUAUGAUACAAAAGGAGCAAAUCCCGUACGAAGAAUCGUCAAGGAAUGAGUUUGGGCUUGUCACUUCUGAUUCCCUACUUAACCCUUCUCAUAAAAGCUUUGGUUCUUCACAAAACCCCUCUUACAGAGACACAGAGUCACAACAAUCCCUUCGGCAUUUCAUGGAUGACUGGCCCAAGCUUGACAUGCAAUCAGAUAGGACCCAGCUUUCGAUAUCUAUCCCCAUGGCCUCCUCAAAUUUCAUGUCAUCCACUUCCUCUCCCACCAAUGAAAAAGUCACAUUGUCACCUCUUCGACUAUCAAGGGAGCUAGAUCCAAUUCAAAUGGGUUUGGGGGUGGGAAUUGGUCUGAACGAAUCAAGCAAUAGGCAGGCAAAUUGGAUUCCAAUUGCUUGGGAAAGUUCUAUGGGAGGUCCUCUUGGUGAAGUUCUUCAUCUUAGUAACAAUACAAGUGAUUGCUCCAAGAACUCAUCUGCUCUUAACCUCAUGACAGAUGGGUGGGAUAAGAGUUCUUCAAUAGGUUCAUCUCCUACGGGGGUUUUGCAUAAGACAGCGUUUGGAUCUGUUUCCAAUAGCAACUCAGGGAGCAGUCCACAGGCUGAGAAUAAUAAAGGACUCGAAGGGGCCAGCUUGUGCAAUGACCUGCUUGGUUCCACCCUCGGCAAUUCCUCCUCUUUGCCCAACCUGUAACUCUAUCCUUCCCACAAACAAGCCCUUCUGGCUGCCAUGAAGGAGAGGGAUUUUUAUCUAUUCUGGCUUGAUUAUCACUUUAAAUUUCCCUUAAAAUUGUGUAAACCCUGAAUUUGCAGAAUCUGGUUUUACCAGAUCGGGCUUAUAGUUUGGAUAUUUAUGUUUUGCUUGA